UCGAGUUGAGGGCCGGGCGGGUGGAUCCGAGACCGGGUGGCUAUUACGCGCUUGGCUUGGCUUGGGUGUGUCAGGCAGGACGCGCUUGCGCGCGCGUCACGGAAGGCCGCCAUCCGGUGGCCCCCACUGUGGGAACGCUAUAAAGGCCCAACGACGGCAACGCGUCGCGCAGGAGUCCCUCAAGUCACUUGUCUUCCUUGUGCGUCAUCUUCAUCCCCAUCCAUAAGGACUUCAACGCACGGCCCGUGUCUUUCAUUAUCGGUGGUUGGACGAACACGAUGAACUUUCUGCUCACCUUUCUGCUUUGUGGAUUGUACGCGCUCUUUGCCAAAGGUGCAGACGAGGAGGCAGACGGCAAAUACAGCGUGCCCGUGCUGGAAGGGACGCACAGACAGCUAGUUCUGGAGAUCAACCAGACCCUGGAGCUCAGAUGCAGAGGUCGCUGGGAGCUGUCGUGGUCCUUCCCGCCUGACCUGCCCCACGACCGGAUCCGCGUGGAGGAAUUCCGCUGCGGGAGGUCACAGCGGCUGCACUGCAGUCGCGUGACGCUACUGGGUGGCUCCCAGCCACGCCACACGGGCUCCUUCCUGUGCCGCUACCGACACCGAGCGCAGCAGCAGGCGUCGGUUUACGUGUACGUGACAGAUAGUCGGCAACCAUUUGUGGACCAUUCAGAGAUGAGCCCCGACGUUUUGUACAUGAAGGAGAAGCAGCCGCUGGUCAUCCCCUGCAGGGUCACCCACCCCAACAUCACCAGCACGCUGGUCAAGUUCCCCAACCACAGCUUGAGUCCUGACCAAAGGAACAUCGUGUGGAACAGCAAGCGAGGCUUCACCAUCCGCUCUCCCACUUUCUACUACAUCGGCCUCUUCUUCUGCCAGACCCUGGUGGACGGCGUGACGCACAAGUCGCGCAUCUACAUUGUCCACAGACCAGUGAGCAACAUCUUGGACGUGUACCUCAACAGUACUGGUCCUGUGCAGGCCUUAAAGGGAGAGAGGCUGGUGCUCAACUGCACCGCCACCGGAGAACUGAACACCAGGGUGAACAUCUCGUGGGACUACCCUGGAAAGACGAGCAGCAGCGGCUCCACGUCCAAGCGUCUGCUGAAGCACAGGACCCACAUGUUGUUCUACAACAUCCUGACCAUCCCCAAACUGCGGCGCACCGACCGCGGCCUCUACACGUGUCGCGUCAGCAGCGGGAACAAAACCAAGCAGCAGAAAGUCACCGUUACCGUUUACGAUCGCCCCUUCAUCCGACUGAAGCCCAGACGAGGCUCGGUGAUAGAGGCCCGAGCGGGUCAGAAGUCCUACCGAAUUUCACCCAAACUGCGAGCCUUCCCGGCGCCCCAAGUGAUCUGGUUGAAAGACGGCACGGUGGCGGCCGAGCAGUGCUCCCGCUACCUCCUGGACGGCCAUUCCCUGGUCAUCCGCGACGUGGCCGAGGAAGAUGCGGGCAAAUAUACCGUGCGCGUCCACAACCGGGAGCACGGCCUCUACCAGAACCUCACGCUAAUCCUCGUGGUCAACGUGAGUCCUCAGAUCGGCGAGAAAGCCGUGUCGUCGCGGCACUCGGGCGCCGUACCCCGGGGGAGCCGACAGUCCGUGCACUGCACGUCCCACGCCGUCCCCGCGCCGCACCUCCACUGGCUCUGGCACCCGUGUCCGCCCAAAGGCCUGUGCGCAGCUCCGACAUCCUCCUCCGUGUGGAUCCCCGUGAGCGAGGGGCUCCCCGCCACGUCCGCACACAACCGCAUCCUGAGUGUGACCCACAGACAGGAAGUGCUUCAGGGGAAGACCAAGACGGUGGGUGUUGCGACCGUGGCCCGGGCUCUGGUGUCAGGUGUGUUCCGUUGCGUGGCUUCCAACUCUGUGGGACUGGACCACCUGGACAUCCCCUUCUACGUCACAGACGUUCUAGGAGGCUUCGCCUUGAGCCAGGGGGAAGACGCCAGGGAAGGCGGAGAUCUGCGCCUCACCUGCAGCGCCAACAAGCACCUGUACAGCAGCCUGUCGUGGCGACGCUUGCAUCCCGCCGGUGGCGGGGGCACCGCCCUGAGCGGGCAACUGUCCACGGGGGAGUUCUCACGCUCUCUGCUGUUGUCGCUAAGCAACCUGAGCGCGCAAGACUCAGGCGCCUACAUGUGCGCCGCCCGCCACCGCUUGACGGGGCAGGAGGCCCACCUGGUGGCGCAGGUGAGGGUCUCAGCCCUGGAACCUCCAGAGCUGCUCAAGAAUUUGACGGAUCGUACGGUAAACGUUAGCAGCUCGGUGAGCCUCCGUUGCCCCGCCGAGGGCGUCCCGCCACCGGCUGUCACGUGGUACAAGAACCAACGCGCUCUGUCGGCAGGAUCUGGUAUUGCGAUGUCAGCAAAGGAGGGCUCGCUCCAUAUCGACCGCGUCACCGCGGAGGACCAGGGCUUGUAUACAUGCCAGGCCAGCAACCAGAAGGGCUCUGUGGAGAGCUCCGCCUACAUAUGGGUCAAUGCGCCCGAAACGCCGUCCAUGGAGAUUCCUACUCUGACGUGCACGUGUGUGGUGGCCACCUUCCUGUGGCUUCUCCUGACGCUCCUGAUCCGAAAACUACGACAGUCCGACAAUUCCCAGAGUAAAAGCGAGUACCUGUCCAUCAUACUGGACUCUGGAGACGGCCCCGUCCGGGAGCAGUCUGAACGACUCCAGUAUGAUCCCAACCGGUGGGAGUUCCCUCGAGAGCGUCUCAAAUUAGCAGGCAAGAAUUUGGGCCGAGGAGCCUUUGGUAAAGUGGUGCAGGCAGCUGCGUUUGGAAUGGACAAUGCUUCCAGCUGCACGACGGUUGCUGUUAAAAUGCUCAAAGAGGGCGCCACAGUCAACGAGCACAAAGCCCUGAUGACUGAACUGAAAAUCCUCAACUACAUCGGACACCAUGCCAACGUCGUUAACCUACUGGGAGCUUGCACCAAGCCGGGAGGGCCGCUGAUGGUGAUUGUGGAGUACUGUCGCCAUGGAAACCUGUCCAGCUUCCUGAGAAGCAAACGAGAGAUGUUUGAGGUGGCCAGAAGAAAAUCUGGAAAGAAGAGUUGCAACAUCCAGAGAGAAAUGAAUGAUGACACAAACAUUGGCGAUGACAUAUCAGACUCACCGUUAUUUCUGGAGGAUCUCAUCUCUUUCAGCUUCCAGGUGGCGCGAGGAAUGGACUUCCUGGCGUCCCGCAAGUGCAUUCAUCGAGACCUGGCAGCCCGAAAUGUUUUACUGUCUGACAACAAGGUGGUAAAAAUCUGCGACUUCGGCCUCGCGAGGGACAUCUACAAAGACCCCGAUUAUGUGCGAAAGGGUGACGCUCGCCUGCCUCUCAAGUGGAUGUCUCCGGAGUCCAUCUUCGACAAGGUCUUUACCACUCAGAGUGACGUGUGGGCCUUUGGUGUCCUGCUCUGGGAAAUCUUCUCUUUGGGGGCCUCACCGUAUCCCGGCCUGCACAUCGACGAGGACUUCUGUCGCAGACUGAAGGCGGGAACCAGGAUGAGGGCGCCGGAGUACAGCACGGCCGACAUUUACAGCACCAUGCUGGCCUGCUGGGAGGCCGAGCCCAGCGAGAGACCUUCCUUUUCCCACCUGGCGGACACCCUCGGAGAUCUGCUUCGCUCCACGGUCAAACUGGACGGCAAGAAUUGGAUUCCUCUGGGAUCUCGGGUGGAAUUUUGGAAGAGCGGAGAAAAGUCCCUUGCCGUCACUAACUUAAGUUACAUGCAUGCUGUGGUGGCCAAACUGGACACAUUUGAGGAGAUGACCUGCGAGGAUCCGCGUCACAGAUCUGAGGAUUGCGACAGCGGCAUGGUCCUACCUUCAGAGGAGCUGCAGCGUCUUUCCUGGAGCGACGGCGUCAAGGAAGCCGUCAGUCUCCAUAGCAACGGGUCAUCCAGGUGGGAUUCGGACCUGGGGGGCUCCCCUCCUCCCGACUACAACCUAUUUUACCCCUCCUUCUAGCCCCCCCCUCCCUCCAUUAUUACACAGUUAGCCAAGUAUAAAAGUCACAGUUCCUGGUUGUAUUGGUACCUCAAAGGGAGGAAAGGCCCUUCUUCCACUGACAUUAUAUGCUGAUAUCUGGCUGGAUAGUUUUUAGGAAUUCCUAUGAUGUAAUGUGUGGUUUUCUUUCAACUGCCCUUACUCAUUUUUUCCAAUGUGACGAUGCGGUCUUGCUUUCUGAAUUCUUUAUUAAAAUACUGCUGUACACACAAA
Syngnathus acus (greater pipefish) is the source of this 4217-nucleotide messenger RNA. RefSeq names its product fms related receptor tyrosine kinase 1 (gene flt1). Gene Ontology annotation, molecular function: vascular endothelial growth factor receptor activity; ATP binding. Gene Ontology annotation, biological process: multicellular organism development; vascular endothelial growth factor receptor signaling pathway; protein phosphorylation. Gene Ontology annotation, cellular component: plasma membrane; signaling receptor complex. The record is from RefSeq and is a predicted model, not a curated record. The transcript is spliced from 28 exons. Bases 279 to 3965 code for a protein of 1228 amino acids. NCBI's taxonomy places the organism in Eukaryota, Metazoa, Chordata, Actinopteri, Syngnathiformes, Syngnathidae.